Messenger RNA from Ilex paraguariensis (yerba mate), 1080 nucleotides. The record is from the annotation of a GenBank genome assembly. NCBI's taxonomy places the organism in Eukaryota, Viridiplantae, Streptophyta, Magnoliopsida, Aquifoliales, Aquifoliaceae.
AUCGGAUUACGAGGGGAACACUUGAACAUAUACAAGGGAAAAGGUUUGAAUAGUGUAGAUUGGGUAUCAACUUCAGAACCACCAAAGAAUCAACCUCUCACUUGGUACAAGGUUGCUGUGGACCUUCCACAUGGAGAUGAACCUGUUGGGCUGGAUAUGGCUCAUAUGGGAAAAGGCCUAGCUUGGUUGAAUGGCGAAGAAAUUGGAAGAUACUGGCUUCGAACUAGUUCUGUACAUGAUGAGUGUGUUCAUGAAUGCGAUUACAGAGGCAAAUUCAUCCCCAACAAAUGUAGCACAGGGUGUGGAGAACCUACACAAAGAUGGUACCAUGUUCCACGGUCUUGGUUCAAGCAAUCAGGAAACAUUCUGGUGAUAUUUGAGGAGAAAGGUGGAGAUCCAACUAAGAUUAGAUUCUCAAGACGAGUAAUCACGGGUGUCUGUGCACAUGUUUCAGAAGAUCACCCUUCUUUUGAUCUUGAAUCUUUUCAAAAAGUUGGAAACGAGAAUCCCAAAAACAAAGCAACUGUCCAAUUAAAGUGCCCCAUCACUACUCGGAUCUCUGCCGUCAAAUUUGCCAGCUUUGGAACUCCUACAGGGAUGUGUGGAUCGUAUGCCAAGGGAGACUGCCACAAUCCCAAUUCAGUUUCUUUGGUUGAAAAGGUGUGCCUAAAUAAAAAUGAGUGCGCCAUAGAACUUACGGAGGAGAAUUUUAAUCUGGGGUUGUGUCCUAGCGCAACAAAGAAACUUGCUGUUGAAGUAGUGUGCAGCUGAAGUUGCCAGUGCCAGCACAUACAUAAAUCGACUGCACGUUGAACUGUUUGUUUUACACUACUACAGAGAAACCCUGCGGUUUUGUCAUAUGUUUGUAUUAUUCUUUAUAGUAAAUUAUAGGCAUCAAGACAAUAAGUGCCGAUUCAAACUAUUUUAUGUGAGUAUAUUUCCUCUGUGAGAGAAAGAAGAAUUCCAAGUUUACAUGAUGUUUGUCUUAUCCCUCUGAACCUGUUUGCCUAAAGCAUUGCAGGAGUUCGCUAUUAACACAAUGAAAAUAUCAUAGACGUAAAGAAGCAGAGAGCUGGAAGA